This is a messenger RNA of Podospora anserina S mat+, 5184 nucleotides long. RefSeq lists its product as uncharacterized. Gene Ontology annotation, biological process: nuclear pore organization. Lineage: Eukaryota; Fungi; Ascomycota; Sordariomycetes; Sordariales; Podosporaceae. Gene Ontology annotation, cellular component: nuclear pore; nuclear pore inner ring. Bases 1 to 5184 code for a protein of 1727 amino acids. The record is from RefSeq and is a predicted model, not a curated record. The transcript is spliced from 4 exons. Gene Ontology annotation, molecular function: structural constituent of nuclear pore.
AUGGCUGAGUUUCGCGUUCUCGAGGGGCUACAGGCCCUCCACUCGGAGCUGGUUGCUGUUCGCCAACACCGUUUUGACAACAUCUCAGUCCUAGAGAACCUGAUCGAGCUGCAUUCCGACAAUUUGAAGGCGCUGGUUGACAAGACACCACGAAACUCUACCCAUAGAAACGACAUCACCAACAAAAAGGUAAUCAAGACCAAGGACGGCGAAUUCAAGGUCAACGAUGACUUCAUCUUCGAGACUCUCAAGGUCGCCGACGAGUUGGAUCUGGAUGAGUACGAGGCUGGAAGGAUUAUUCUGGAUUGCCAGGACGAGGACGACUCGGAAAUACAGUCACGCCCGCUAUGGGAAUGCGGUCUCAUCCGCUUCCACCAAGAGCGAAAAUACCUACUCGACUGCAUGCGGCUCUGCAUCGAAUUAGCAAACGACGAGGAAAUGGACGACAAUUUGAAGGAUGCCUUUGGGAAAAUUCUGGAGGAAAAGAUCUUCGUCAAGGGCUCAAGCAAAAAGAUUGUCGCGAGAUGUAUGGAGGCUAUGCAAACCAUCAAGGCUAUGUUGCAGAGCAUCAACGAGAGGGUGGCGUCCCGGUACAUGCUAGAACAAGCCAGUCUCGCCCGGCCCCCAGAGGCUGCCGACACGAUUGAGUUCUCCCGCAUGAGCCUCGUGGAGCAGCAUGAGUGUCUUGCCAUGAUACUGCACGCUGCCGUGGAAAAGCAGUACGCCGAUAUCAACGACUUCAAGCAGUUUUUGGGGACGCUAAAGAAGAUCGAUAAGUACGAUCAAUUUCUCGUUCAUCUAUUCCCUGUUUUGGCCGCCUACAUCAACGUGUUUGGCUCACCAGAUGGCAUGUGUGACUUCCAGCAGUCUCGCCAGUUGGACCAAGAGAUCUUGAAAACUGGAGAUGGUGACAGCUGGGCUAUUUCGUAUCUGGGAGCGGCCACGCGGGUCUGGUGGAUUGCCGAGUACACUGGAUACUUCCAAGUCGAUAACGAAUUCGAUCUUGGUGGGUUGGAUCUGGACGUCGAGUUUGACAAGAGAACAAAGGCAUUUACAGAGGCCCUCAAGGAGGGGGCAUUCGACUUUAUCCUUUCUGUGGCGGCCGAUUGCAAGACGGAGGAGUGGCAAGAUCCAUCACGCAUGGGAAUGCGGCAGUGGUUGCAACGGAAGUCACCUCCUCUCCAAGGUGAUUUCUACUACUUCAGCCAUUUCCUCCAGCUCAGCCUGAUGGCCCACCUGGAGGUGUUUAUCGACUCUGUCAUCACAAACCUACCCGAGCUCGUCAGGACAUUAAAAACAGAGGAGGAUGAGCAGCGCCAGCUGAGCCAAACCCACGAGCAAGACCUCGACCUCGAGCGGUUCGUGGUCAUCAUCUCGUAUGCGUACGAGGACAGGCCAGAUGCCGCCAUGACCUUCUUCGAGGACCCAGAUAGUGCUCUGUAUGGUUUCCUACAAUGGGCGUCCACAAAAGCAUCAACGCCCCUGGUUAGUGCGUUUUGCGAGAUGCUACAGGCUCUGGCCUGCAACGAGGAGACUGCAACGGCUGCUCAUACAUUUUUGCUCGACGAGGGGCACCAGUCUUCUGGCAAAAUGAGGCGAUCCCAAUCGCUGACCUGGAACCAAAUCUUUAGGGAAUUAGAGUUCUUUGCCAAGAAACUGAGCGAGAGGCCCAACCCAGCGCAAAUGCAGAUCCAGCGUCCAGGCAAACCGGGCACCGAUCAGGGAGAGGCCGAGCCUGAAUCGGCCAUGAUGCUGGAGUGCUAUGUUCGGUUGAUUGGCAAGCUCACAGCGGAGAGCAGCACCUGCAGAACCAGGUUGGCAACGACACAGGAACUCACGUUUCCCGAGAUUCUGUUCAGGUUGGCAAAUGCGAACGUCACUCCCCGGCUUCGCGCCGCUGUCUUUUACAGCUUAAGAUCACUGUUGGUGAUGAAGUCGGUUUCCGAAAGUAACAUAAUAUGGACUCUUGUGGACAACUUCACUAUGGGAGCUCUGGACCCCAACAACCCGGCGACUGCUCAACAACAGCGAAGUCCUACAUAUCAGUCGACGUACGAAGAACUGCAGGAACGCGCUUUCAACGAUUUAUCCACUGGCUUUGAAGAGCCAAACGCAUUCAUCCAGCUUCUUACGUCGUUGGUCACGCCCUACACAGUCUCCGAUGGGCUCAACGACACCUUGCCGUUCCCCGAGUUUCUCGGUGUGAACAAGCGAAGACCCGGGAUAGAGAUCUAUGUUGACUUUGUGUUCUUGAUGUUCACCAUGAAGCCGAGGGAAAUAGUAGACCAAGGCCAACUGAGAAUGCUGCGUCUCUCCUGCCUAGAAUUCAUUCUGGCAUGCUUGCAAACCUUCAACGAAGACCUGAUCGUCCUGGGCAACGAGACAAACAUCGAGAUUGACAAGGCUGUGAAAACGACCAGUCUCGCGGUUUAUGUUCGCCUUCAUCCUUUUGCUCGCGUUAUGGAAUGGAUGUAUAGCGAAAAGGCCAUCACUGCCCUGAUGGAUACCAUUCAUCAGGACCAGUAUGCCCUCAGCCGGGCUUCACCUCACUCGCCCUUGAUCCAGAGUAUCUUACGUGGGAUCCAGGUGCUGAUCAAGGUUCUCGACCUUCAGGCGACCUUUAUUCACUUGGUGCGGCCUGUGAUUCAAUCCGAGGCCGGGAAGCGGAGGCCGCUUACUCUGGCCAAGAGCACGUAUACGUCCAUUGAGGAUGGAAUUCUCAACCAUCUGACACUGCUGGUUGAUCUGGGCAAGUAUUGCAACCUCGGGGUCAGCGAACUCACUCUUUCCUGUCUCAAGCUGCUAGAGAAGGUUUCAACUUCCAGCAAGCUUAUUUCGGCAUGGAAUCCCGACACCCAUCGCCCAGGACACCGGAACAAGGCCAUUGUCCAGCUUGAGAAGGAUGGCGAGGGCGAGGUCAUCGGAACAUCACUUGCUGCUAGCAUCAACGCGGUGAUCGAUCCGGCGCUCGAGACAGAGUCGGAAGAAUACCUGAUCAAACUCUUCAUUCUCGACUUUUUAUACGAGACCCUCAGGGCAUCACCCGACCAGCCCACGAUUGCGCAUUUGCUUCUCGGUUUCAACUGCGAGCUGCGGGGGUUGAGCGUUGCGCCCAACGGGGUGUUUGACAACCAGAGAUCCCUCUUCCACAGCCUGUUGGGUGUGGUCAUCGAACUGGUGGUGAAUGAGGGUGAUCGAGGAAUGCGCGGAUACUUGAUUACGCUCAAGUACAAGAUUCUCCGCAUCUUCCAGCUGCUGUGGAAGUCGCCGCUUUCGUCGACUUUGGUGAUGGAAGAGUUGAGGUCAACCAACUUUCUGUUCCACAUGCUUCUGAGAGAGUCACAAAUCGUGCCGGGGCUGCCGUGGAACGAUAUGACGCUGGAUGACAAUUCGUUCCUCCUGUCGACGGCGUCGGUUGCGUAUAUCGACUACCUCGGUUCGAGGGCCAUUGUCUUUGAGUAUAUUGCCAAGGAGCUGUGCAGCGUUUCGCAGAACAGGAUACCGUCGAUCAAGCGUCAGAUUUUUGAUGCUCUCAAUGGGCAGAUCACGCUGGAGAACCAGGAGACGUUGGCGGCGCACAAUAUUUUUGACUUUUUUGAUUUCAUGAAUGUUGAUAUCUCGUGGGAGGUUGCGCCGCCGCAGUUUCAUUUCUACCAUGAGCUCGACCUGAGCCCGUGUGUGAUCGACGCUGGGGGGGCGGGGAUACAGUACAAUCUCUCCAGAGUGAAGGAGUGCAUUCAGCUCAAGCCGGAGGAGCAGGUGCUGCUGGAGUAUCUCCUGUUCAACAACCGCCGGGUUUUGGUUCGGGCUGUCAGGCUUGAGCUGCUGAAGAAGUGGUCGGAUCUGUUGCUGGUCAUGUUCGAGGCCAAUGAGUUCAGGGGCACGGUCAAGACGACGUUCUUGCUGCAGGCGCUGCAGGCUAUUCUGCCGACGUUGGAGUCGUUGAACACGGACAAUCCUCCCGAGGCGUUUGAGCUGGCAAAGGUGGCCAAGAUCCUUCUUUACAAGCUUGACUUUUCGGAUAAUACCGGCGGUGCGCCUGGGUUGGAGACGGAUAAGAUUGCCAUGGGGAAUCUGGUCAGCGAGAAGCUGUUUCAGCUUUUCCAGGUAUGUCUGGCGUCUAUUGUCAAAUGGAACCAGUUUGCCGAGCUGCGCGGGUUAUACUACAGUAUCUGUUACCGCUACCUUACUGGGGUGGUGGACAACGACGGCGGCGACACGCGCAGCUCGAGCCUCCUCACGGCGAGGAUCAGAACCCACAAGGCCAUCCAGAACCACGGGGAGAAGCUCCUUCACGUCAUCUGCGAUGAUGCUUAUGGGUCUGACACGCUCUGCCAGACCGCUGCCAUGGUCCUUUUAUCAGCUCUAGUCCACAUAUCCCGCUCCUCGCCGCACACCAACCCAACAUCCAUUUCCGUCAUUGAGUCCCUCAACAGGCUCAACUUCAUCGGCGUCUUGGUCGACUCGCUGAAAACAAUCCUGCGAGAAUGGCUCGCGAUUAUCAACCCCCCUUCUCCUCUCCCCGCCUCAACAGCAGAAGCGACGGAGCAGUACCUCACCGCCAAACUCUGCUUCCUCCUCCAGCUCGCCCAGACAAAAACAGGGGCGAUGUACAUCCUCCAAGCCAACCUCUUCCGCGCGUUGGAAAUCUCGGGGGUGUUUGCCGCCGACCCAGAGCUGGAGAUCAACCCGUCCAACACUGUCGCGUUGGAAAAACACUACUUUUUGCUUGUGUCGCUGGCUAGGAUUAUUACUGCUAGUGUGCUGUCGAGGGGGCAGGGGAAUAUUGUCCAGGCGAGGGGGUUUUUGCAGAGGCACAGGAUGUUGGUUGUGCACACGCUCAAGAGGGCGGCGGGGAUUGGGAUUGUGGGGAAUGGGAUGUGGGGAGGAGGGGAGGAACAACAGCAGGAGAGGUCAAUUAGUGAUGGGUUCUCUUUUGGGCCGACCGUGAGCCCCGUUGAUUCCAUACUGGGCGGUGGGAAGAAGGGGCCCCUUAAUAACAACAACAACAACAACAACAACAACAAUAACAACAAGGAGGCGCAGAGGAGGUUGGAGGAGAGGAUUGGGGAGUUGGGGGAGAGCUUGAUGGUUUUGAUUGGGGGGGUGGGGGUUUUGGAGUACGAGCUGGAUCAGCUGCCGGCUGAGAGGGCUAGUGUUGUGAAUACGACACUGUUCCAUUGA